Messenger RNA from Fusarium mangiferae, 1803 nucleotides. RefSeq names its product Vacuolar fusion protein MON1. Gene Ontology annotation, cellular component: fungal-type vacuole membrane; Mon1-Ccz1 complex. The transcript has a single exon. Lineage: Eukaryota; Fungi; Ascomycota; Sordariomycetes; Hypocreales; Nectriaceae. Bases 1 to 1803 code for a protein of 600 amino acids. The record is from RefSeq and is a predicted model, not a curated record. Gene Ontology annotation, biological process: protein targeting to vacuole; vesicle-mediated transport.
AUGGAGUCAGACAAAAUGAGCCAAAAGCCAGCAUCUCCCACAAACGAAGACUAUCGUCCACCUCUACCGCCUCGGCCGUCAACGAGCGCUACUGACACAGCCUCUCUGCAAGCCCAUGCUACCACGGCAAUAACUCCUGUUGAAAUACAGACGCUCUCUUUUCCUGAUGGAUCUCGAGGGACAUUUUCCACUCCUGGUCCCGACUCGCUCCCAAGCCCCGCUGAGGGUGAUCAUGCUUCCCCAAAUCGACAGGAGAGUAGUGGCAGCGGUGAGGCAGACGAGACUGCUAGCAUUAUGAGUUUUGCACCAACAAUGCGACCUGCUGGCGAUAUCGCAAGUCUACUUGCCGGUGAACUACAUAAGAAGAGUCCAGCUUGGAAAAUGCUGCGAACUCAGUCGGCCACUGUUCUUCCUUUUGAGAAAGGCAGAGUAGGCGCAAACGACCGAUUCGCCGAGUUUCAUCACGAGUUCAAUUCUCUACCGGAGGAUUAUGGCGAAGAUGUUGAAUCUGACAUUCUGCAUCUCUGGAAGUCGAAACUGAAGCAUUAUCUGAUUCUGUCAUCAGCCGGAAAGCCCAUUUGGAGCCGCUAUGGAGAUCUAAGUCUGAUAAACUCCUCCAUGGGCGUUGUUCAAACCAUCAUUUCAUUCUAUGAAGGUGCCAUGAAUCCCCUUCAGGCUUUUUCUGCUGGGGAUACCCGUUUUGUUGUCUUGACCAAAGGUCCGCUCUACUUUGUCGCUAUCAGCAAGCUGGGCGAAAGCGACUCGCAGAUACAGGCACAAUUGGAUGCGCUAUAUAUGCAAAUCUUGUCAACACUAACCUUGCCCAGACUAACUCAUAUUUUUGCGAACCGACCGUCAACUGACUUGCGAAAGCCUCUCGAAGGGACUGAGGGUCUUCUGUCUUCUCUGGCUGAUACGUUCACAAAGGGAUCUGCUUCCGCUUUGCUUGGAUCCUUGGAAUGCCUCCGGCUUCGGAAGUCUCAGCGGCAUGCAAUCAAUAAUACUUUCCUCAAAUUGCGUACGGACAAGUUGCUGUAUGGUCUAAUUGUUGCUGGCGGGAAACUUGUCAGCGUCAUUCGGCCUCGCCGGCAUUCACUUCAUCCCAGCGACCUGCAACUUAUUUUCAAUAUGCUCUUCGAGAGCGACGGCAUCAAGGGUGGUGGUGGAGAGAACUGGAUCCCCAUUUGCCUUCCCGCUUUCAACAACAAAGGUUAUCUUUACAUGUACGUCAGUUUCUUUGACGGCACUUCUGGGGAUCAAGCUAGUUCUCCUGCAGCGGCACAAGGGCGCUCGUCAGAAGAAAUCGCAAUGAUCCUCGUAAGCACUGAUCGUGAGAGUUUCUUCGAGUUGAAGCAGAUGCGGGACAACGUCGCCCAGCAGCUUGCCAAAAAUGGGACAUUGGCUAUUAUUCAGAACGCCACCCGCCUUGGUCGACCAAAAAUACACGAAAUUGCCCCCGGGAGCCAAGUCAGCCACUUCCUUUACAAGUCGCGGGCCAAUGUACAAUUCUGCAUGGCGUCAUUGGAGCCGCACUUCACUGGUCUUGUUGAGCGCAGGAGAUUGAUGACGGUGUACCAUGAGCUCCAUGCAUCCAUUCACGCCAAACACUCGCAUCUCAAAGUUCUGCACGCUGUUGGAGAUGAUGCAACCUCAUUGGCCUGGACCACACCUGUGUUUGAGUUUUACUGUGUUGCUGGGCCUAAUGUGUCGAGAGCGACGAUUACACAAGGAGCGAACAAGAUUAUCCAGUGGGCCAAGAGGGAAGAAGAGCGCCUUUUCAUCAUUGGCGGUGGUGUAUUCUGA